GCUAAAUAGCAAAAUCAUACAUAUACAUAUGUAUAUGAUAUGUACAUAUGUAUGAAAUAUUUCAAUUUUAAACAGUUUUUGCUUUGUUUCUCAAACAGCGCGCGCAACACAACGACAGCACCGCUGACAGUGACUUAUGUGAUUGAAGAACGACGCCGCUGCAACAGCGUACGCCGACAGCGCUGACAACGGCCGCUGCCUGAGCACAACUGAACUGAACUGCAUUUAAAAUGGUGCAACCGUCGAAUUCUGUGAGCGCCAAUAACUCCGGCAAUAACAAUAACAGCAGCAUUGAUAUUUCCAAUAUAAUCAGCUUGGUAUUAGACAUAGCACUGCUGAUAUUUAAGUUCUGGGUUGCGAUAAUCCAGUCGAUAGUUUGGACAUUUGUGCCACAAGAGAUCGAUGUCAAAGGUCAGACUGUACUGAUCACCGGCACCGGACAUGGCAUUGGCAAGGAGCUCGCCCUGCAGUACAGCGCACUUGGCGCUAAGCUCAUCUGCUGGGAUGUGAAUGAGGAGGGCAAUCAGCAGACAGUCAAGGAAAUCAAGGCUUACGGUGGGGAGGCGUACGCUUAUACGUGCGAUGUAGCGAAACGCGAUGAUAUCAACGUCUUGGCUGAGAAGGUCAAGCAAGAGCAUGGCUUUAUCAAUAUUGUUGUAAAUAAUGCUGGUAUUAUGCCCUGUCAUCCAAUUCUUGAACACACCGAGACUGAGAUUAGAACUAUGUUCGAUAUUAAUGUGCUGGCGCAUUUCUGGGUGAGUUUAUAUAUAGAAAUAUGGCUUAAAAAUUAAUUCGUUACCUAAGAA
Messenger RNA from Bactrocera neohumeralis, 806 nucleotides. RefSeq names its product estradiol 17-beta-dehydrogenase 11-like. Bases 231 to 791 code for a protein of 186 amino acids. Gene Ontology annotation, cellular component: lipid droplet. The record is from RefSeq and is a predicted model, not a curated record. The transcript is spliced from 3 exons. Lineage: Eukaryota; Metazoa; Arthropoda; Insecta; Diptera; Tephritidae. Gene Ontology annotation, molecular function: oxidoreductase activity, acting on the CH-OH group of donors, NAD or NADP as acceptor.